This is a messenger RNA of Olea europaea var. sylvestris, 2102 nucleotides long. Its product is annotated as KH domain-containing protein HEN4-like. Bases 168 to 1745 code for a protein of 525 amino acids. Gene Ontology annotation, biological process: regulation of gene expression. Gene Ontology annotation, cellular component: nucleus; cytoplasm. The record is from RefSeq and is a predicted model, not a curated record. Gene Ontology annotation, molecular function: mRNA binding. NCBI's taxonomy places the organism in Eukaryota, Viridiplantae, Streptophyta, Magnoliopsida, Lamiales, Oleaceae. The transcript is spliced from 8 exons.
AAAAAUUAAAAACUCGUCCCAAAAUAGUUUCAGAAGCGGUUAUACCUCGGACCUCAGAUGCAAGCACAAACAAGAAACGCAGUCACCUAUUGCGCCUCCGAAGAAUUUCACGGCGAGGUCACACACUCUCUCUAAAGUAUUUACCGUUAAUUUAGUCUUGUUGAUCAAUGGACCAGAGGAUUGAUCAUGAGAAAAGAUUGCACACUGUAUCAGAUUAUUCUGGAAAUGAAGGGAUGAAAAGAAGGAACCAAAAUGAUGAAAAAGAACCAAAUGGCAUUGGACCAGAUGAUACAGUUUACCGUUAUUUGUGUCCAUUGAGAAAAAUUGGGAGCAUUAUUGGAAUUGGUGGGGAUAUUGCGAAGCAAUUGAGAGCAGAAACCCAUGCAAGGAUUAGGAUUAGUGAGACUAUCCCAGGGUGUGAUGAACGUGUAGUCACCAUUUAUAGCACAACUGAUGAAACAAAUAGUUAUGGGGAGGACCUAGUUUCACCAGCACAAGAUGCCCUUUUUCGGGUGCACGACUUGGUGGUCACUGAGGAGUCGCCUGUGAAUGGUGCAUUUGAGGAGCCUCUGCACGUCACUUUGCGUUUGCUUGUGCCUUCUGAUCAGAUAGGUUGUGUGAUUGGGAAAGGAGGACAAAUAAUUCAGAACAUACGCAGUGAAACUGGUACUCAGAUCAGAAUUUUGGGUAGUGAACAUUUGCCACCUUGUGCUCUGAGUUCUGAUGAACUUAUCCAGAUAACCGGGGAAGCUACUGUAGUGAAGAAAGCUCUAUACCAAGUUUCAUCUUGUCUUCAUGAUAACCCCUCAAGGUCACAGCAUUUGCUCUUGUCGACAUCCAGCAUUUAUAGAUCUGGAAUAGCAUUCAACAAUCCAAAUGUUGGUGGCCCUCUUAUGGGCAUGACUUUGUCAAUGGGUCCUUAUGUGAGUUCUUAUACUGCGAAGGAGUUCUCACUUCGUUUGAUUUGUCCAACUGAAAAUAUAGGAGCUGUGAUUGGAAAAGGCGGUGUUAUUAUUAAACAAAUAAGACAGGAAUCAGGGGCAUUCAUUAAAGUUGAUAGCUCUGGUGCUGAAGGAGAUGAUUGUGUUAUAUCCAUAUCAGCAAAGGAGAAAUUUGAUGCUCCUUCGCGGACUAUCGAUGCAACAAUGCGGUUGCAACCACGGUGCAGUGAGAGAAUAGAGAGAGAGUCAGGUGAUCCUGUUCUCACCACUCGUCUUCUUGUACCAAGCUCUAGAAUUGGAUGUCUUAUUGGUAAAGGUGGGGCUAUCGUGAAAGAGAUGAGAAAUACUACACGAGCUAAUAUCCGGAUUCUUUCUGACGAACAUGUUCCCAAAGUUGCAUCUGAAGACGAUGAGAUGGUCCAGAUUACUGGAGACCCGAAUGCGGCUAGAGCUGCCUUACUACAAGUAUUGAUACGCUUGAGGGCAAAUGUAUUUGAGACUCAGGGAACUUCAUCUGGAUUUCCUACACCUGCUCCAUAUCCUCAAGCAUCACCAGACAUGUCUGAUGGCCCGAAAUAUACGAUUCGUGAUAAUAAAUCAAGAAAUCAUGGAUAUUCAAACUACUCAGGUGGUUAUGACCCCAAAAAUUUGCCACCAGAUGAAAGUUAUGGGAGUUAUGAUGCUUCACAGAUUGUCGGUGAAAGUGGUUAUGGAGCAUAUGGUGUUUAUUCAUCUGGUCAUUCUGGUGGUUCUGGGUUAUCUAGGCAGAAUCCAGUUUCAUCUGAAAAAUCUUAUGGUUACUAGAGUUUCUGGCUGUCAAGGCAUGGAGUUCCAUUAAUACAGAUAUGGUGUGUGAUGCCUGAAGCUAGCCGAUUGCCUUUUUAAUGAUGCCUUCAGCCCAGGACCAGAAGACGGAAGACCUGCUCAACGAGACAUGAGAAAAUCUGAUCUAUUUUUGCCCUUAAAUUUCUUUCUUUCUUUUGAUAUCACAAUUGGUGUCUUGUAAUGAGAGCUGUUAUGUUGAUUAUGGUCUUGUACUAGCCUAAAGUUUUCUACUUUCAUGAAGUGAUGCAGCUUGUAGAAGUUCAAUUCCAGUGAAUUGUUGCAUAUUUGUAAAACUUUUGGACACAGUGACUAGUAUCGUUUGCUCAUUUUGUUUCA